CUUAAGAGGUUUAAUAUGUACUUGCAAUGGUACUUCUCGUCUAUAAUGCCCUUAACCUAACUAGAUAUUUGGAUACAUUUGUAUAAGGAGCAACUUUGAAAAUAUCAUUCAAAACAUCUGAGUUGACAGAGUCAAACAAAUGCGUGAUUGAGUUUGGUCAACCUCCAAGUACCAUAGUUGGCAAUGGUUGUUACAUAACAUACGUUUACCAUAACCUCAAAAGGUAAUACAUACCCUAUAGUUUCAAUACAUAUUUAAAUUAUUCAUUAUCAAAGAUGGAGGACGGAUUUGAAUGGCCCUGGCAUUACAAGUUUCCUCCAUUUUUCACGAUUCAACCAAAUUCCGACACAAGAGCGAGGCAAUUGGAUCUUUGGUGCAGCCUGGUCUUGUCAUAUUUUAAGCACAAAAAAAGUUAUAUUAUCGACGUCAAUGAGGCGCAAACGUCUCCGCUAUUUUCUAACAAAGACAUCAACAGAAAGCUUUCAGCUGAAGGCAUAAACUUGGUGCUUGAAACUCUUCAAAAGAAAGGAAACUUUGAAUGGGAAAGUAAAAAGGGUGAUAGAGGUUAUGUAAUGUGGAGAAAACCAGAGGAAUGGGGAUCGCUUAUAUACGAAUGGGUGAAAGAUAAUGCAAUGACAGGAAGUGUUUGUACAUUAUUCGAGCUACAGCAUGGUGAUGACACAAAGAAAGAAGAAUUCCACGGUAUUGACAUGUGGAUGUUAAAACGAGCAUUGAAAAGUCUUGAAGUGAAGAAUAAAGCAAAAAUAUUCGAGGGACCCACACCUGGGGAUGAUAACGGUCUGGGAGUAAAAUUCUUUUCCUGAUUGAAUGGUGAAAUUGAUUUAUGGCUCCGGUGAUAUGGCGAGGGAAAGAAGAGGAGCAACGAAUAUGAACCACGAUGGAACAAAGUGAUCGUGUUAUUUAAGAAAAUAGAAAUGGUAAUCAACAAUUUGUCCUAAUCAUAGGUGACCAGUUUAGAACUGUAAGAAGAUUUGCGUGUGUAGCGUCACGUAAUUAGCGUUUCAAUUGUCAAAUCUUUCGCGAAUUGUAUAAGCUUUAAAAAGUUUAAAUCAGUUUACAGGUGAUUCACCAUAUUUAUAGAAAACAAUAUCCUAUGCCACAUAAGUAAAUUGAAACUAACCAAUUA
Xenia sp. Carnegie-2017 is the source of this 1147-nucleotide messenger RNA. RefSeq names its product vacuolar protein-sorting-associated protein 25-like. Gene Ontology annotation, cellular component: ESCRT II complex. The transcript has 7 exons. The record is from RefSeq and is a predicted model, not a curated record. Gene Ontology annotation, molecular function: protein homodimerization activity; structural molecule activity. The coding region runs from base 276 to 824 and encodes 182 amino acids. Gene Ontology annotation, biological process: protein transport to vacuole involved in ubiquitin-dependent protein catabolic process via the multivesicular body sorting pathway. Lineage: Eukaryota; Metazoa; Cnidaria; Anthozoa; Malacalcyonacea; Xeniidae.